Danio rerio (zebrafish) is the source of this 5103-nucleotide messenger RNA. Lineage: Eukaryota; Metazoa; Chordata; Actinopteri; Cypriniformes; Danionidae. The record is from RefSeq and is a predicted model, not a curated record.
UCUCUCUCUCUCUGAACGCAACAGCUGCAUAGUGAGUGAUUUGCAAACAUUGAAAGCAAGGCAUUUCGUCCGGCUAACAAUUGGCUAACUCAGCUAAUCAGAUUUCCAGAAAGAAAGAAAGAAAACCAGCUACUAAACUAGCACCCCAUAUACGUUAUUACUUAUUAUAGCGAUUGUUGGCACACAAUAAGAAUACCUGACGAAGUCUGAACAUAAUGGUAGGUAUGGAGGGUUUUGCCUGUCAGGACAAUUCCUCUGUGUGAAUCACAGGAAAUCAACUUAUCAGGUGUAUGCCCCAUUACCUGGCAGUGAAUGGCAAGCCUCGACUGCUUCUGUUUUACAGGAAUGGCUUCACUGAAACCCUCAGAUUAUGCACUGUUCUGAAAUUCAAAAUAUUUCUCAAAAGUCUUCUAGGAAAAUUCUGAAAAUUUCAUAGAAGUUUGAUGCCUUUCGUGAGUAAUUCAGAUGAAUGACUCCUUUUUUUUCCCCCUCACAUGUCUCCUUCCUUGGUUUCAUACAAGCUUUCAAGUGAAUUAGAAAAAAAUACCCUAGUAAAUUCCUGCUGACAUGCCUACCCACCCAUUGAUCCCAUAUGUGGAAAGUCCUGAUGGACUUGGUCAUGACAUCCUUAGCCACAGCAGUGCAAGCAUGCCUGGUACUGGUUCUAGCAUGACACCUCAUGCCAGCUUGGUGGAAAAACCAGGCAUCCUGGCAGAAAGUAGCCUGCCUCUAGACUGCAUGUUUUGUGAGGAGACCUUUCUGCAUCAGGAAGACUUGGGACCACACCUUCUUUCCCAGCAUCCCACAACAUUCCACGGACCUGCAGUAUUGCGCGUGGAAGCAGAAUUCCUAACCCCUGGUGACAGGGCCCGUUCUAAGACCUGCCCUGCUGUGGAAAAAAACGAGGAACUCAGUUGCGCUGUGUGCGGCCAGGCCAUCAAAGAUGCGACAGAGCUGGAGACGCACAUGAGGAAACACAAGGACUCUUUUACAUACUGCUGCAGCAUCUGUGGGCGUCGUUUCAAAGAGCCGUGGUUCCUUAAGAACCACAUGAGAACUCAUGGGAAGACUGGGUCUAAAAGCAAAAACCAUGAGCUGGAGAUCCCAGCCACUGUCAAUGAUGUCAUUCAAGACCAGCCACCAUCCCCUGUGGUCACGUCAUACAAAAUGUGCAUGGUAUGCGGCUUCUUUUUCCACAACAAGGAAGCUUUGGCUGAGCACAGUAAAGUUCACAAUCGAGAUGCAGAAGCAGAUGAGAACAUCUCCACUCAUGACCAACCUGCUGAGGAGCUUCCUGUAUCCCAACAUGCAUUUUUGCAGAACCUACAGUUGCAUCCUUCCGUUGCCAGAGAAGCAGAACCGAAGCAUCCGACUGGACGAUGGAUAUCACAACUCGAUCCUUUCAACACCUACCAAGCCUGGCAGUUGGCCACAAGGGGCAAGAUUGCGGCAGGUCCAAACUUAGCCAAGGAGCUCAAUGCAGACUCUAAUUCUGACAAUGAAGACUCGGGGUCUGAAAAAGAGGAACUUGGGGCAAUCUGGGCUUCCGGAGAUAAACCUGCCAGACGAGGCCUAAGAAGUGAACUCAAGCCUUCAGACACUCCUUCUCCAUCACCUGAGCAAAAGGGUCUGAUUCGUAAAGACAAGCCAACCAAUUGCGAAGAGUGUGGGAAGAUCUUUAGGACGUACCAUCAGUUGGUCCUUCAUUCGAGAAUUCACAAGAAGGAACGAGGAGGAGCGGAGAGCCCCACCACACCUGUGGAUGGAAGGGCACAGAGCGUUGGUUCUUGUAGCAGCUCAUCUCUGGACCGAGCAGAUGAGUAUUCAGAGGAUGGCUCUGAAGAGGGAGUGCCAGUUGACGCCUUUAAUCCAGAUAAACUUGAGGAUGGACAGGGUAAAAUGAAGCUCAAAAUUCUUGCUCCGAGAAAAUGCAAUUACUGUGGCAAGACUUUCCGCUCUAAUUAUUACCUCAAUAUUCAUCUCAGGACACAUACUGGUGAAAAGCCUUAUAAAUGUGAAUAUUGUGACUAUGCUGCAGCACAGAAAACCUCUUUGAGGUAUCAUCUAGACAGACGUCAUAAGGACAAACCGUUCACGGAAAUCCCGAACAUUCCCGCCACACCGUCUGCUAGAAAUAUCAUCAAGGCCAUUGAACCUCCCAAGAAUGUAGAUAACAAACAAGCCUCAAAACCACCCAAACAAUGGCUUGCUCCUAAACCUCUCCCUGCCAGUGUUAAACAUGAACUAGGCACGAGCCAGGUUAUCAAAAGCACAAGUCCUUCCAUUCAAGUUAAGCAAGAGUUUGUAAGUUCUCCUGUCGCAACUCCGUACACCCCUUUGAGCGAGGACAACAAAAAAUACCCAUUACCAGCAAAUCUGAAAAUGGAGGAGAAAGAAGCUUCUGAGGCACCACUGAAUCUGUCUCUCAAAGUGUCUCUCUCUAUAUCUGCUACCUCAGUACCCAGAAACCUGUUACUGACCAACACGUGUACCUCUUGCUCCUAUGAGACCCUUUAUCCCGAGGUUCUCCUGAUGCAUAAAAAGCUUAUCCACAAGCAGAAUUUGGACAUCAAGAAGAACGGAUACAGGGGACCUCAGAAAUUGAAACGGUACACUGGUUGCCCACCAGCUCUUGAAGGCAAAGAUGUCGCUCCUUUGGCCCACAUCAACAGGAGGCAUCCACGUCGAACCAAAUCCCCUCUACGCCAACCUCCGGAGAAGCUUCAGAAACCUCCUCAGAUGUCUAAGGUUUCUCCUGUGAAAGAGCGCUGGAGAGAUCAGCACCGGGGCAGAGAACUGGAUGCAACCAACUUGCUGCCUAGAAAGCCAGAGCAAGAGUCUAGCAGGAAAUUCAACGUGCCGUCGGUAAUCGAUAGGGAGCUUCCCAAGCAGAAGCCUGUCCUGGAUCAUGAGAUGAAUCAGAGGAUGGGCAAAAACGGAAUGGUGUGGCCCACGGAUCCAGCGAGGCUUUGCCUUUCGGAUCGUUUUCGAAACUUGACUCAAAUGGAGGUCGGGGAACCCUCCAGCAAAAGACAGAAGUCCUUUGAGCCUCUGCAUACUGCAUCAGGGCGGCUUGGAGAGGAUUUCAACAGGCUUGUGCCCUCAGGCAGGAACGCUAAAACCUCGUUGCAGACACAUUCACCCUUGGCUUCGAUUAAGGUGACCCCUACAGCGUCUUCAAACAGCAUGCAGCCUGACUGGAAUGUCAUGAACAUGCUCCGCACCUACACUCCCAACAACCUGGCCUCGCUCUAUCAUCCCAUCGCUCCAAGUUCCAGCCAUGGUGUCAUGUCCUCACCAGUUUCCGGGAGCAGGUCCUUGAUCUUCCCUCAAUACUCCACUAGCAUGUCUCAGAGGAGAAUCCAAAGCAGCCCUCUGAAUAAUGAACGCUGUGGUGGACCUUCAGAUAAGAGCUCUUAGAAAAUAUCCAGGCUUCCAAACAAGCAGAGAAAAUGUUGACCACAUCGCCAUCGGCUUUAAGAAGAAAAGUUUAACUGUUAGUUUUUGUUUUUUGGGGACGUUCUUCAGACACUAAUGCUGAAGGGUUUGACGUGUUGAAAGGAUGAACACUGUAAGGUUGCAAUCUCUGGACCGGAAGACUAUACGAAUAUAAACUGCAGCCUCAGACGGUGUUGUUUUGAUUCAAUUUGCAUUCCAUUACGGCAAUAGAUUAAUCUGCGGUGCACUUAACACAAAGUCAGACGCACGACAGUUGACUUGUGAAUCUAUUGUGGGUCAGUGGGCUUAUAUGAUGGCUUGAGUACUAAUCAAACCGCAAAAAAAAAACCCAAACAAGUGCCUCAAUUACCUUUUAUACGAGCGAACGGCACUGACCAAAUAAACAAGGAGUAGUCAGGGGACUUGUGCUCCUCUGAUAGUGUAAGAUUGUCUAUAUUGUUAAUGUUUAACAUCCUCUACAGGUCAACUUGAUGCUAUGCAGAGAACAGGAUGUUUUUUUUUUUCUGAAAGUACAAAAUCUAGCUGCUGUGUUACUGUCUCGGAUUUGAGACUUUUGGAAAGCGAUGGUGACGUACUGUGUACUGUUGUGUUGGUACAUUUAUAAAGCAAAUAAAAGCAAUGCAGGGACUGCGUGAAACCUCUUUCACUGUGACGACAGACAUUCAAUGUAAUCCUCAGGAUUGUUGAGAAACAUAACUGUGAUUUAUUAUUAUUUUUUAUUAUUAUUAUUAUUUCUGCGCCGCCAAUGCUGAGCAGUUUCGCCUAAAUGUGUGGUGAACGUUUUUGUUGUAGUUUUGUUGAACACCAGAAUGUUUUUGUUAUCGCGUCUUUUUAAUCUAAUAAUCAAGUGUAUUUAUUUUCAGGCGAGUGUGUUACUUCAGUAGGUUGUCUUUGUGUCUUUAUAGCUUGUUCUGGUUUCUGUUACUUUCUGUGUUCAAUAUACUAACUCUUUCUUUCUUUCUCCCUAAAGACCACCGGUAAAGUUAACUUAUUUCAUAAUAUUUAAGGGGUUUUCAUGAGCUUGAAGCAAAUGCGUCGUAUUUCCUUGAUUAAUAAACUUGAAGCCUAUUUGUUUCUCUAUUUUGCUUCACUCCUCAAUAAGGAAUUACCUCUUAUUUAGUUUUUUUUGGGCGGAUUUGUAGAUCGUUUAUGAUAAAUGAUGGCUGUCGCUGUCUUGAUGAUGGAUUUCGGGUCACCAACGCUGCUUUACGCCAGUAUAAAUUCAAUCCUUUUUUUUUGUUCUCGCUCAGUAUUUCAGCUGUAGAUGCAUUGAAUUGGUAGUUUGGUUUAGGAAGACGUAGCGGCAGCCAUGUGUAAAUUUAUUAGUAUUUGUACUUUUUUUUUUUUUUUUUUUCAACUCUAGGGUGUAUUUGUUCCCAAUUUUUUUGUCUUUCUUUUGCACUUUCACUAAUGAUAUUGUGUCGUUAGUUUCUUUCUUGUGGUAAGGAUAUCACAGGCGUGCAAAACAAAAAAAUAAUGAAGCGGAGAUGCUUUUCUACUCCAUCUUGUCCAUUGUUUCAUAAAUGAUGCUGUUUGGUCUUUAACAGAAUGUGUAAUUUUGGAUUUACAGUCUUUGUAACUCACCUUGUUAUUAAGCCAGGUGUAUUGCAGACCCCCAGAAUAAAGCAGUUGCGGAAACUGGAA